CCAGUCCCAUUCGGUCUCUCGAGCCGUGCGCGCGUUCCAUUUUCAAAUCGAGUUCGGAAAACUUUUCCGGGUUGUCUUUUGUUUUUGUUUUUAACGGCCACUCUGUUACACGUUUUUUUUUUGUUUGAGUGCGAGCACGCUUUGAUUGCGAACUUUUUUUUAUAAAACAAAAGCUUUGUCCUUUUUUGUUAAACUUGCAAACUUUUUAAAUACCUUUGUUUGCAGUUAAUCUGUGAUAUUGCAAAGAAAUCUUGUGAUUGUAAGUGUUAAAAUUCUGAUGGUGUUUCGGACGUGAGUGGUAUGGUGACCAUGGGCAUCAUAAUCGGAACUUGCGUGCCUGAUGCCGAGCAAGACGCGGUGGCCUACGGCAGCCAGCUUCGGAGGCCUCCUAGGAGAAUACUUUAUGGUAUAAAGUGUCCGGUGUGCAGCAAGUUCGUGCUGCCGGACGACAUCGAGUGCCACCUCGUCAUGUGCCUGACCAGGCCACGGCUGUCCUACAACGAGGACGUGUUAAACGACUCGAAGGGCGAGUGCGUGAUCUGCCUCGAGGAGCUGUCGGCCGGAGACACCAUCGCGCGCCUGCCCUGCCUCUGUAUCUACCACAAGGGAUGUAUAGACCAAUGGUUUGAAGUGAACAGAUCGUGCCCCGAGCACCCCGGCGACUAGUGGCCCGGCUGCCGCCUGCCCCGGCGGCCCGGCAGGCUCCGGCGGCCCGGCAGGCCCCGGCGGCCCGGCAGGCUCCGGCGGCCCGGCAGGCCCCGGCGGCCCGGCGACGCCCCGGGCCCGGCCCGCGGGCCCCCCACGUGCCAUGUCGCGAGUGAUAAUUUUAUACAGACAGACUUUGCCCCCGGGGCGUGUAAAUAUUUAUGCUAGUGAGAUGUUUUACCAUUUAAUGAUUAAAAUGAUUAAAAACAAAGACAUUAUAGUAAAUCGCUAAUGGGAAAUUCUCGGUGGAGUAUUAAUGAUACUAUUAAUUGUAAAUUUUACAUCGUUACUCUUUAGUUAAACGCAAUAUUGAAAGUUUGUUUUUUAAUUUGAUAUGUAUGUAUAAUGUGUAUCGUACAGUUAGGAUUCGGUUAUGAGCAAGGGUUAUGUUAUGCAGUCCUGUGAUCUACGCGGUUUACAUAUCUGUUUCGUAAGCUUAUAUAUAAUAUAUGAUUUGAUCUUUUUCAUCUUGAUAAUAAAGUUGAUUUGUUUCUAAAUUUU
Messenger RNA from Ostrinia furnacalis (Asian corn borer), 1206 nucleotides. RefSeq names its product E3 ubiquitin-protein ligase znrf2-like. Gene Ontology annotation, biological process: protein K48-linked ubiquitination; proteasome-mediated ubiquitin-dependent protein catabolic process. Bases 301 to 666 code for a protein of 121 amino acids. NCBI's taxonomy places the organism in Eukaryota, Metazoa, Arthropoda, Insecta, Lepidoptera, Crambidae. Gene Ontology annotation, cellular component: membrane; intracellular membrane-bounded organelle; cytoplasm. Gene Ontology annotation, molecular function: ubiquitin protein ligase activity. The record is from RefSeq and is a predicted model, not a curated record. The transcript is spliced from 4 exons.